Messenger RNA from Dreissena polymorpha, 3009 nucleotides. RefSeq names its product cysteine--tRNA ligase, cytoplasmic-like. The transcript has 19 exons. NCBI's taxonomy places the organism in Eukaryota, Metazoa, Mollusca, Bivalvia, Myida, Dreissenidae. The record is from RefSeq and is a predicted model, not a curated record. Gene Ontology annotation, molecular function: ATP binding; cysteine-tRNA ligase activity. Gene Ontology annotation, biological process: cysteinyl-tRNA aminoacylation. Gene Ontology annotation, cellular component: cytoplasm. The coding region runs from base 141 to 2438 and encodes 765 amino acids.
UCUUCUAUACCUGUUGCUUUCAGUUUCAUCAUCUGGAAGUAUCGAUACAUGUGUUGACAAAUUGAAUUCCGUUCAUUUUGAUUUCAGACAGUUCGUGAAGUGUAUACUGACUAGAUAGAGCAAGGAGCAUUUAAUCAUUCAUGGCAGAGAUACAAGAAAAGAAGAAGCGAUGCCAGCCUGCCUGGAGUGCUCCUGUUCCCAGCAAAGAGCCUGCCAAGUUGAGGAUAUACAACAGUCUCACCAGACAGAAGGAACUGUUUGUGCCCCAGAGUGGCCAGCGUGUGCUGUGGUACUGCUGUGGGCCCACUGUGUAUGACUCCUCCCACAUGGGCCAUGCACGCUCCUAUAUCUCCUUUGACAUCCUCAGACGUGUCCUUGAACAGUACUUCAAGUACAAUGUUGUCUACGUCUUGAAUGUCACCGAUAUUGAUGAUAAAAUCAUAAAGCGGGCACGUCAGAAUCAUCUUUGGGAGGCUUAUCUGGCAGAAAGCAAGUCGUGGAACCAAGUUUUGGCUGAUACAAUGGAAGCAAUGAAACCGUUUGGGAUUAAAAUCGCCUCAGAAACAGACGCAGAUAAGCUUGCCAUGUACCAGCGAAUGAAGACUAAAAUUGAUAAUGCAGUUCAACAUCUUGAAUCAAUGAAGAGCCAAUCAAAUGAAGCCAUCGCACAAGCUCAGCAGGGCUUGCUGCUGGCUUCCAAAGAUGUGCUGUCUGACUGGCUAGAUGCCCAUAAAGGCUCCACUGUUACAGAUAAGUCCAUUUUUGCGCGUCUGUCCUCUCAGUUUGAAGAGGAGUACCACACUGACAUGGAGAGUCUAAAUGUUUUACCUGCAGAUGUGCUGACAAGGGUGAGCGAAUACGUGCCUGAAAUCAUAGAGUUUAUACAGCAGAUAAUAACUCGUGGAUAUGCAUAUGAAUCCAAUGGUUCAGUUUACUUUGAUGUUGGAGCCUUCAGUGCCCAGCCUACCCACCACUAUGCCAAACUGGUGCCAGAAGCGUUUGGGGAUAUGAAGGCUUUGAAAGAAGGCGAAGGGGAGCUGAGUGUGUCUGAAGAUCGCGUCAUAGAGAAGAAGAGCCCCAAUGACUUUGCCCUCUGGAAGUGUGGCAAGCCUGGGGAGCCACAGUGGGACUCUCCCUGGGGCAAGGGCCGGCCUGGCUGGCAUAUCGAGUGCUCGGUGAUGGCAAGUGCAAUCCUUGGGGAGUCUAUGGACAUACACACUGGAGGGGUUGAUCUCAAGUUUCCUCAUCAUGACAAUGAACUUGCACAGGCUGAAGCCUACUUUGAGAAUGACCACUGGGUGCGUUAUUUUAUCCACUCUGGCCACCUGACCAUAGAUGGGUGCAAGAUGUCCAAGUCCUUGAAAAACUUCAUCACUAUUCGGGACGCCCUGGGGCAGCACACGGCACGCCAGCUACGCCUGCUCUUCCUCCUGCACUCGUGGAAGGACACCCUGGACUACGGGGCUGACACCAUGACUGGCGCCAUCAAAUAUGAGAAACUGAUAACAGAGUUUUUUCACAUGGUGAAGGACGUACAGAGGACUGUUCCCAGCAAAGGAGUGGCUGCAUUUGACAAAUGGCAAGCUGAGGAGCUGGUACUGAAUUCCAAGUUUAUUGAAUUACAGGAACAGGUUCAUGAGGCAUUAUGUGAUUCCGUUGACAGCAAGAGAACAUGUGAUUUAAUAAAGGAGCUGGUUAAAGCAUGCAACAUCUAUCUGUCUGAAGUGCGCACCACUCGACGGCCAAACAGGAUCCUCUUGGAGAAAAUUGCAGCUUAUAUACUGGGAAUGUUCAAGAUGUUUGGUGCAGUUGACAGCACUGCUGACUGGCUUUCUGGGGCAGGAGUGGCCAGUAAAAACGGUGUUCUGAGUGAGGAGUUGAUUAUGCCGUACCUAUCAGUGUUGGCAAACUUCAGAGAAGAUGUGCGAAAGGUGGCUAGAGAUGAAAAAGUGACUGCGGUGCUGCAGGUGUGUGACAGGCUGCAUGCUGGUGUUUUCAGUGAAUGCUUGCUGUUGUUUUCAGUGACUGCGGUGCUGCAGGUGUGUGAUAGGCUGCGUGAUGAUGUGCUGCCAGAGCUCGGGGUCCGGCUGGAGGACAAAGAGGGGAUGCCACCAACCAUGAAGCUGGAAAACCGAGAAACUCUGCUUAGAGAGAGGAUGCAGAAGUUGCAGAUUGAAGAGGCACGGCGGUUGGAAAAAGAAAAGAAGAAGCAAAAAGCAGAGGCUGAGAAGGCGGCAAAGGAAGCCCAGAAGCGUAUACCUCCCAGUGAAAUGUUUCGAGCUGAAACAGACAAAUAUUCACAGUUUGAUGACAAGGGCAUGCCAACUCAUGAUGUGGAAGGCAAGGAACUCUCCAAGUCUGCACUCAAGAAGAUUGCAAAACUUUACGAGCAGCAACAGAAAAAAUAUGAAGAAUUCCUAAAUUCUCAGACAAAGUAGAUGUGUAUUAAUAGCGAUGUCUCAGCACUUGCCUUGUAUGUUUCAUGUUUGUGAACUUGUAUCAUGUGUCUUAAUUUAUUUUGCAGAAACUUUUAGUAAUAUUCAUAAUAACGGAGUCAAGUGAUGAUGUGGUCAAACAUGUAUUAAGUUCAGCAAGCAGGCAAGAUCUGUUGAUGUGGACCUUGUAAUUUCACCUUGUAACUUGACAGUUCUUUUGGAAAGGAACUUGUUCACAUUCAUGUAGUGAAUUAGUUGAAAUAUGAUGUUGUACUACUUAGAUUUGAAACAUGAUCCAUUUUAGUUCUAUGUAUAUUGUGUUCUUAAUUUAUUCAAAAUAUGUGUAUCACAUACAGGAGAUAAAAUGGCAAAGAUUUGUUAAUUUUUUUGAAUAGCCUUUCUGGAUUUUGUUCAUUUAUAAGGAUUUUCAAUUUUCUUUAAACACAUGAAGGGAUUUAGUAGUGUUUCAUUAAAUCAGGCCUUCUUAUGUCACAUAUAAAAAAGUAAUCCCUUUUCUAUUUCACUAGUGUUCAGAUUGGUCUGGGUUUAUUGCAAUAAAUUAUUAUUUACACUU